AGAGAGGAGUCACGUGGUGCCGGAAAUAAAGUGCGCAACAGUGUAUCGAGCUACUCAUCACUGACCGCGGAAUAACAACACACCGCGUUAUUAAAUAACGUCGCGCUGAAACUAACAUCCGUUUCAAUUGAGUGUUAAUCAGCGGGUGGACAUGACGCUGAACCGAAACCAUCACCCGAACGGAGGAAUCCUGAUCCAGGCCGGGGAGAGCAUCUUGCGAGAAUGCAAGAACGUUGAACUUUCUUUCAGUGACAUCACGCCCAAAAACGACCUGUUCAGGGGGACCAAGAAGGGCUCCGUCUACCUCACCCAGUACAGGAUGGUGUUUGUCAGCAGUACAAUGAAAGAGAAGUUCUGCUCCUUCAUGUUCCCGUACUAUCUGAUGAAGAACUGCAGCAUCGAGCAGCCGGUGUUUGCUGCCAACUACAUCCAGGGUUUGAUCAAAGCCGAGGCGGGAGGUGGAUGGGAGGGUCAGGCCAACUUCAAGAUGUCUUUCCCCAGCGGAGGAGCCAUUGAGCUGGGACAACACCUCUUCAAACUGGCCACCAACGCGUCUCGAGCUCCCCCGGCUCAGAACGGAGCGUUCGGAUUGCCCGCAGGGAUGAACGGAUACGCCAGUCCAGCCAUGCCACAGCCGUACCCGUACCCGUAUCCCAGUAUGCCGCAGGCCGGGUACAACCCCUACCCACAACCCCCUGCUGCAGCAGGUGUGUAUCCCAGCGCUCCCAUGUACAUGGCUCCUCCUCCUCCGUAUCCCGGACCUCCUCAGGACUGGUGUCCGCCUCCAGUGGCUCCAGGAAAUGCCAAAGCAGCAGAAGCGGCCAGCAGCGCCUUCUACAAUCCCAGCAACCCUCACAACGUCUACAUGCCCAUGGAUCAGCCGCCUCCGUAUUUCCCACCUGAGAAUCCAGACAAGAAGAACAACUGAACGACACGAACGCGGACUCUUGCGGACGAUGACGGGAGCGAUUCGCUCGUGUGCUGGAUGACUCUUUCUGAUCGGUUCAUUUGAUUCGGUGUGUUUGUCUCUGUCAGAGCUGCAGCAGCCGAUUCAUAUAUGCAGUUUUACUAUUUACCCAGAAAAAAAAGUACAAUUAACACUUCUGUUUCUGCUUACUCAGUUUUUAACCCUGGUGUGUGUGUGUGUGUGUGUGUGUGUGAGAGAGAGAUGCUGGACUCUUCUGUAAAUUCCUUUUUGAUAAUAUAAUAAUCAUAAUUAAUAGUAAAGUAGGUGAUGGUGGAUCAGUAUUGAUGGAGUUGAUGUAGAGGGAUGAAUAAAGCUCUAUAUUCUCUGA
Molecule: messenger RNA, 1295 nt
Organism: Labeo rohita (rohu)
Lineage: Eukaryota; Metazoa; Chordata; Actinopteri; Cypriniformes; Cyprinidae
Gene: wbp2nl
Product: WBP2 N-terminal like
Exons: 8
Coding region: 152-928 (258 amino acids)
Biological process (GO): positive regulation of DNA-templated transcription
Cellular component (GO): nucleus
Molecular function (GO): transcription coactivator activity; chromatin DNA binding
Source: RefSeq, a predicted model, not a curated record